AUGAACACUUUCAUGGAGAUGACGGGGUCUCCGGAUCCAGCAAAAGUGAUGCAGAUGCUGCAGAGUAUGGGCCCUGAAGACCAGGAGCGAAUCAUGGAACAUGCCAUGAAUUUUAUGAAUCGUGGCAUUGAGAAGUCUCCAGCGGAAGAGCGAACUCAGUUCAGAAAGGAUCGUGAAAAAUUCAAGGCUGCAGCGGCUGAAAUCAAUUCUCAGCAGCUGCAUUCAAUCAACAUUCGACACUCCUUUGACACCAAACCCAGCUCUGGUAGUCGAAAAGGAUCUUUGGUUCCCACGACGGUAAAAGAUCUGUCGCUGGGAACCACCCAUCGAGGGAAGAUUCUGGAAGGGACUAUCUGCGAAGACCCAAUCUUCACUGGAUCGUCUGUUUUCUUGCUGGAGGACCGUCAGGGAGGCGUGAUCAAAGUUGCAGUCUACAACAUCCCUGACGCAAGUUGGCCCGUGACUGAGCACAUCUUCUUCAAGGGAAGGACCUUGGCAGUCCAAGAGCCUUACUACAAACAAUUCAUGGACGGCUCCUUGGGCAUCCGCGUAGAUGAUCCUUCAGAGAUCGUUGAUGCAUCAAGUGCCUCCAGCCCAAGCGACUUCAAAACCCUAGGAAACAAAUGUUUCCAAGCGAAAGAGCAUCAACAGGCCUUGGAUUUCUACAAAAAAGCGCUUGAGGCAGCCUCCAAGCCUCGCCAAGAACUAUCCAUUCUCUGCAGCAACAGAUCACUUUGCCAGAUGAAAUUGGGCAACCACUUGCUGGCUGUCGCCCUUUCAGGUGCUGCAACUCACUUGGAUUCUGGUAAUGCAAAGGCGAAACAUCGUUUGAAGCAGGCCGUUGAGAAGCAAGGCCUCAACUCCACACAGUGGGCGCGGCAAGAAGGAGUGGUGGCAUGGUCUCAACUGCAGGAGGAUAGUGGGAUCGAAUGGCUGAAACAAAAGGAGCAAGGGAAAGAGGCCUUCGAGCGUGGUGACUAUUUACUAGCAGAUCAGGAUUAUUCAUUUGCUCUGCGGAACCAUCCUGAGACAAAGGAGGUGGCAGUGCUGCUGAAUAACUCAGCGGCCACCUGUCUGGAAUUGCAGCAAUUCGAGGAGGCGCUGUUGCACAGCUCCACUGUGGUGUUGCUGCAAGUGGCUGAUGAAGGACUUCUUUCCAAGGCAUGGAUACGUCGAGGUCGCGGACUGGAGGGAUUAGAGGAUGAGCAGUGCACCAAGGCACUGGACUUGGUGCCAUUGCCUUUGGUGAGAACGGAAGCAGAUCUGUUGCGAAAGCGUUGGUCAUCCAAGAAGAAGGUGAAACCUGUGAGUUCCGUCUCCACUGAAGAGCAGCUGCAUCGACGUGACGGUUUCAUCAAUGAGCUCAAGUCGAAAGAGAACAAUGCCAGUCCAGAUGAGGUGGGCUUCAUUGGCGCCAUGUUCAAGAUGGCCCCACCAGAUGUAAAGAAGAACAUGCUGAAGGAAUUUGGACGGCUCAUAGCAAGAGAAGUGCCAGAAUUCCACCAGGAGUAUCCCAAACAGUAUGGCCUACCAGGCAAGGAUCCGGAGUACGUGGAGCGCUUUUGUCGCUUGUUGCUGGACCAAAAGUCCCAGUGGUCCCAGCACCAUUUGCGACGCGGAACUUUGGCACUGGACGUUAUGAAACGAUAUCAUGGCACUGCGGCCUUGGAAUGGGUGGCAAAGCAUCAACCGUUGGUCCCUGGUACCAUAAUCCGCUGGCGAGAAAACAUUGACAAUCGCUAUUCAGAAUACAUCCGCACCAGUUUCUGCAAUCACGCCACUCGGAAAGACAUCCUACAUCGAGGCACUACACAUGUCGCUGUGGGUUUCAAUGACCUGGGCAUCUUAUUGAGCUGUGACCUACGCGAAGCACCUGGUGGAAAGAAGGGCCAUGACCCUUUGCGUUUCAUUGGCAUUGAUGCUAGUCCCUUUUCUGUGGCGAAGAGUUUGGUACUAGCCGAAAUGCUGGGGACGGAAAGUGUACCUCUGGAGCAUUGCGUACAGGUGUGGUAUUCAGCAACUUGCAGCAAAGCCGCAAGCAAAAACUUUGCCCGUGCAGCCUCCCAAACUUUGAUCAAAGUGAAGCAUGAGCAAGUGAGGUCCUACAUCUUCCACUGGUCUGCUGAGUCGGCUUCAUCCGCAGUGCCCUUGACGAAAGCGCGGAAGAUGUGGCUGGACACACGAGAAGGACGCAAUGGCACCGACAUUAUGGCUGUGAAGAGGCAUGAGGACCAGCUAAAGAUGUGCCACUACCUUAUUACAGGGGACAUCUUGGACGAAGAGAAGCCAGAAGUGGGCAACCCUGCCAUGUGGUCCAUGCCGCCAUCCUCACCACCCAUCUCCAUUGGUGAAAGCGCUUUCAAUGCAGUGGAGAUUGACGACUUGGCGGUUGCUGAGGGGAAGGACAUCUUGCAUCGCUUGGUCCAAGAGUUGCUCCGACGCUUGAGGAGGCUCAGGCAAUGGCUAUUGACAGGUGUUGUGGAAGUGGACCUUCGCUGCGAUGUCGUUGACUUGGAGGCUGCGAUUGUGCCAUGGAUCGCGCAGCAACAUCCCUGGACCAUGUCGUGGUCCAAUGUCUUGGAUUACAUACCACCUGGAAAGUUUCAUCAACUUGCACGGAUGUGCUCUAUACAAGGCGACACAGUGCACUAUGGCUAUUCAAUGAAUUGGGUAGUUGAGGUCUUUGGAACCUGCAUCAUGGAUUUUGAUGGGAACUCCGAGGCAGUUUCGCAGGUUAUCAAGGCAUCCCAUGAGAUGUGCGAGACCACAGAAAGGAUCGCUCCUGCAGGGAAGCUGUUGUUGCUUCCGCCUCAUGACACUCCCAUCAACGUGACCGGCCAUUUGCUGGCAAUGCUCCUGCACAAGAAGUGGACCACGUACUUCUUCUCACAGGACAUUGCCGGAGAUGUGCAAGUUGGCGUGGCAUCCAUGCAGACUUACAAUCCACUGGCAACGAAUGCCAAUUGCUUGUCGAUGACAUGGACAUAUGAUCCUGAAAAUCAGCUCCAGGAUCAAAAUGGCAGAAAACGAGAAGAUCCUUUGGAGUCGGCGCCGAAUUGUCCCACAUCUUGA
Molecule: messenger RNA, 3072 nt
Organism: Cladocopium goreaui
Lineage: Eukaryota; Dinophyceae; Suessiales; Symbiodiniaceae
Source: the annotation of a GenBank genome assembly